AUGUAGCGACACAAAUGAUAUUCAUACACACGUAUACAUACAUCCGCCCUUUCGAAUCACUCGCUCCCAAUUUGUAGCAAAAGUUCUAUUUUCAGAUGAUUCACUAUCAAAACUGUUGACAAUAUAAUAUCAAAUUACUGGUUUAACAAUUCUAAUUUCUCACAGUAAUGGAAAGAUUCCAUGGUGGUGGUGGUAUGCAUGGUACGAGAGGUGAAAGAACUCCACUUCUUAACAGGAAUGGUUUGAGGAGAAACGAUGAUCAGGGGGAUCUUGAACUUGGAGAUGCAGUGCCGGCUGCUAAUGUGAGCUAUGUCAGAGUGCUUGCUUUGGCAAAACCCGAGGCGGGGAGAUUGAUUAUUGGUACUAUAGCGUUGUUGAUUGCGUCUACAUCGAGUAUACUGAUUCCACGGUUUGGCGGGACGAUAAUCGAUAUCGUUUCGGGUGAUCUCCAAACGCCUGAACAGAAGAGUGAAGCUGUAAGCAAAGUCAAUAGAACCAUUCUUGGAAUCUUCUUGAUUGUCAUUAUCGGUUCCAUCUGCACAGCACUUCGAGCAUGGUUAUUUUCUUCUGCAAGUGAAAGAAUCGUUGCUACAUUGCGAAAGAACCUGUUCACACACCUCAUCAAUCAAGAAAUAGCCUUCUUCGAUGUUACACGAACAGGAGAGCUUCUUAGCAGGCUUUCUGAAGAUACCCAAAUCAUUAAAAACGCUGCAACUUCAAAUGUUUCCGAGAUUCUCCGGAAUCUUUCUACUGCGUUCAUCGGUCUCGGGUUCAUGUUUGCUACAUCGUGGAAGCUAACAUUAUUGGCUUUGGUUGUUGUUCCGUUCAUUUCAAUUGUUGUACGACAAGUUGGACGUUAUCUUCGUGAAGUUUCCCACAAGACUCAAGCUGCUGCUGCCGUUGCUUCUUCAAUUGCUGAGGAAUCCUUUGGUGCAGUACGCACUGUGAGAUCUUUUGCUCAAGAGAACUACGAGAUUUCACGCUACUCAGAGAAAGUCGACGAGACGCUAAAACUUGGACUUCAGUAUGCUAAAGUCGUCGGUUUAUUCUUUGGAGGUCUGAAUGCAUCAUCAACACUAUCGGUUAUCGUGGUAGUGAUAUACGGAGCUAAUCUAACAAUCGCAGGUUCUAUGACUGCGGGAAAUCUUACGUCGUUCAUUCUUUAUAGCCUCACUGUUGGAACCUCGGUUUCCGGGCUGUCUAGCAUUUACACGGUGGCAAUGAAAGCUGCAGGAGCAAGUAGGAGAGUAUUUCAGCUUCUUGAUCGUGAAUCUUCGAUGCCAGAAUCAGGAAAGAAGUGUCCUAUGGGUGAUGACAAUGCGGAAGUGGAGUUGGAUGAUGUCUGGUUCGCGUAUCCUUCGCGUCCUCGUCAUAUGGUGCUCGAGGGUAUAAAUUUGAAACUGUAUCCGGGUUCAAAGGUCGCACUUGUUGGUCCUAGUGGUGGUGGAAAGACCACCAUAGCAAAUCUGAUUGAAAGAUUUUAUGAUCCCGUUAAAGGUAGAAUUUUGAUAAACGGAGUUCCGUUAGUAGAGAUAUCACAUGAACAUCUACACAAAAGGAUCAGCAUAGUGAGCCAGGAACCUGUACUUUUCAAUUGUUCAAUUGAAGAGAACAUCGCUUAUGGACUUGAUGGAAAAGCAAGUGAAGAAGAGAUUGAAAAAGCAGCCAAAAUGGCGAAUGCGCAUGAUUUUAUAUCAAAAUUCCCCGAAAAAUAUAAAACGUUUGUUGGAGAGCGUGGAGUGAGGCUUUCCGGAGGUCAAAAACAGAGAGUAGCGAUUGCACGAGCUCUAUUGAUGAACCCCAAGAUUCUUCUUUUAGAUGAAGCUACUAGUGCUUUGGAUGCCGAAAGCGAGUACUUGGUUCAGGAUGCUAUGGAAUCUUUAAUGAAGGGAAGAACGGUUUUGGUGAUCGCACAUAGGCUUUCAACCGUACAAAGUGCAGAUACUGUGGCGGUCGUAUCGGAUGGAAAGAUAGUUGAACAGGGAACCCACGACGAUCUCCUAAGUAAGGAUGGGAUUUAUACCGCGUUAGUGAAGAGGCAGAUACAAGGGGCUAAAGCCGAACUUUAACUAAUCUGCAAAAUUGAAUAAGAUACGCUUUUGAUAAGUUGAUAGAUAUCGAGUUUUCGUUCAAUUUACGAGUUUGAUGUAUGGGUUACACUCUUGCUUAAUCAAGCAAUGAUACUGAUCUAAAAUAGAUAUUGAGUUUUCACAACUUUUUUAUAGA
This is a messenger RNA of Helianthus annuus (common sunflower), 2226 nucleotides long. RefSeq names its product ABC transporter B family member 25. Gene Ontology annotation, cellular component: membrane. The coding region runs from base 168 to 2069 and encodes 633 amino acids. Gene Ontology annotation, biological process: transmembrane transport. Lineage: Eukaryota; Viridiplantae; Streptophyta; Magnoliopsida; Asterales; Asteraceae. Gene Ontology annotation, molecular function: ATP binding; ABC-type oligopeptide transporter activity; ATP hydrolysis activity. The transcript has 17 exons. The record is from RefSeq and is a predicted model, not a curated record.